UGAAAGACGUCAAAACAGUCGCCAUUGUUGAGAAUCCCCGCAAGAAAGAUGAAUCUGGAGCUCGAAACUUCGCUUGAAAUGUUCAUUGAGAACGUCCGGCAAAUCCGGAUCAUCGUCAGUGACUUCCAACCGCAAGGGCAGAACGUCUUGAACCAAAAAAUCCAAUCGCUCGUCACAAAUUUGCAGGAAAUUGACAAACUCAAGAACCAAGUGCAGGAUUUUCAUGUUCCCUUGGAAGUUUUUGACUACAUCGACCAAGGACGCAAUCCGCAGCUGUACACGAAGGACUGUUUGGAAAAGGCUCGCACCAAAAACGAAGAAGUCAAAGGCAAAAUCGACUCAUUCCGCAAGUUCAAGGCAAAUUUGAUGGUCGAAUUGAGCAAAUCUUUCCCCAAUGAGAUGAGCAAAUAUCGGGCACGUCGUGAAAUUCCCUAAAUUUUCGUAGUUUUAAGUUUUUUUGUAUCAAUUUUAAGGCAGAAAAUUAAAAAAUUUUUGACCCAAUUGUCA
Messenger RNA from Culicoides brevitarsis, 507 nucleotides. RefSeq names its product mediator of RNA polymerase II transcription subunit 10 (gene MED10). Gene Ontology annotation, biological process: positive regulation of transcription by RNA polymerase II. Gene Ontology annotation, molecular function: transcription coregulator activity. Bases 49 to 435 code for a protein of 128 amino acids. NCBI's taxonomy places the organism in Eukaryota, Metazoa, Arthropoda, Insecta, Diptera, Ceratopogonidae. The record is from RefSeq and is a predicted model, not a curated record. Gene Ontology annotation, cellular component: mediator complex. The transcript is spliced from 2 exons.